Messenger RNA from Centropristis striata (black sea bass), 3626 nucleotides. Its product is annotated as regulator of G-protein signaling 3-like. Bases 229 to 2844 code for a protein of 871 amino acids. The record is from RefSeq and is a predicted model, not a curated record. The transcript is spliced from 17 exons. Lineage: Eukaryota; Metazoa; Chordata; Actinopteri; Perciformes; Serranidae. Gene Ontology annotation, molecular function: protein binding. Gene Ontology annotation, biological process: signal transduction. Gene Ontology annotation, cellular component: plasma membrane; nucleus.
AGUCUCUGUUGAAUCUCUCUGGUUCUGGUUCACAUUCCGGUUCUCGUGGAUCAGCUGACCAGUCGGGCUGGUUUUGGACUUGUUGUUCUGGUUUCUGAAGUCUGGAUUUGGAUCUGUGAACCUGGAUCAGAUCUACAUCUGUAGAUCUGGACGUGGAUUAGACGUGGACUUGGUUUACUGACUGACUCUGGAGGAUCAGAUGAGCGGCGGGGCCUGCAGGACCUGAUCAUGCACACGAUCCACCGUCUGUGUCGAGUCUGCAUCGGACAGAACCUGCCCCAGGUGGACGUUGUUCGGGGGCCAGAUGGUUUUGGCUUCACGAUCUGCGGGGACUGUCCUGUGCGUGUCCAGGCGGUGGACCCCGGAGGGCCGGCACUUCAAGCUGGGCUCCGUCAGGGGGACGCGGUCCUGCAGCUCAAUGGACUUCCUGUAGAAACCUGGAAGUGUGUCGACCUCGCCCACGCCAUCAGGAGCUGUGUGUCUCAGAUCUCUCUGGUCGUGUUUAGAGGUUUACCUGAGCUCCGGUCAGGAGGUGAGGCCUGGCUCCGCCCCCCGCCAUGCACCCAGGCAACAGGCAGGAAGCUGCUGCCUCACCCCGCCCACAGUAAACAUGGCCGCCAGCGGGCUCAGGGUGUCCGGGCUGGUCUGGGGGCGCUUGGCUCUCUGUGGCGGGACAGGAAGGAGGAGGAGCCUCAGGACCAGCUAGCCGAGUUCUCGCCGUGCACCGCCACGCUCAAAGGGACCCGAGUGACAUCAUCACAGGGAGACAAUUACAUCAUCCUGUCACCUGUGGAUCCAGAAGGACAGGUGUACCAAGACCGGGGCGGGCCGAUGGGCGGGACUAUAGGUCGUCUGUACCAGACUCACCCCAGCAGGGGGCACCACCUCCUCCAGGAGCCGCGGCCCGGUUCCACGCGGCGCCCAUUCCCCGGCUGCACCUCCACACUGCCGCCGCAGCCCGCCACCUCGCAGGGUCCGCCCACUAACUACGGAAACUACCAGAACUGCACCAUCGUCCAAUCACAUCUGCCCUGCUCCACCUACGGAACAUACGUCACCCUGGCGCCCAAAACCCUCAUCUUCCCCAUCUUCGUCCAGCCUCUGGAUCUGUGCAGCCCAGACAGAACCCUGCUGAUGUCAGAGGAAAUGGUUCUCCACCAGGCCGACCUACUGCCUGCCAAGGUGACAGUGUUGAUCUACAGUGACCUGCUGCUGUUCACCAGAGAGGACGAAGCCGGACGCUGCAACGUCCUACAGAGUCCCCUGUACCUGAACACACUGCAGCUCAGAGAAGUGGCGUCAGCGCCGCUGCAGAUCUACUUCCUGCAGAGUGCGGCGGGCUGCUGGCGGUGUGUGUUCAGCCUGGAGGCGUUCAGCCUGGAGCAGCAGCUCAGAGUCUCCAUCUGUCUCCAUGACAACAUACAGAUACAGCUGGUCGCCACAGAGACGGGACGCCAACACCAGCUCUCAGACCUUCCCUCAGACUUCGGCCUCCUCUCUCUUGGUCAGUCUGACUUCCUCUAUCGUCCCUCCUCUCCUUACUCCUCCUCUGAGCCUCCCCUCCAUCACUCCUCCUCCACCUACUCCCCCCUCAGACCUGCUUCCCCCUCUCCCUACUCCCCCAGCUCUCCCCUCUCCUCCUCCACUCCUCCCCCCUUCUCCCCUCUCUCCCCGUACACCUCCUGCUCCUCCUCAGCUCCUCCCAGGACCUUCCCCGCCCCCCCUCAGCUCCUCCCCCCGCCUCCCCCCUCCUCCACCCACAGGAGUCCGGUGUGGAAGGAGAGGGGAGCGGAGGAGGAAGAGGAGAGGAGGAAGAGGAGGCGCGAGGAGCUGGAGGAGGUGGAGGAGCGGCAGCAGGGGGAGGGGGAGAGUGCCUCUGAAACAUCGGAGAGCGUGGGAAGAGUCUGGGGGCGGAGCCUCCUGCUCAGCCCGCUCCACUUCCACACCAAGGACGAGGAGGAGGAGAGUGAGGAGGAGGAGGAGGGAGGAGGUGCUGAGGAGCUCACUUUCAGACCUGCAGCUCUGCGCCGCUCUCUCUCUGAGGGUUCUCUGCUGCAAGAGCCUCGCUCGCCCCGCUUCCUGUCAGACAGCACCAUCUACCGCCUCACAGGCCCCGCCCCCUGCCUCACAGACCCGGUCCCUCGCCUCACAGGCCCCGCCCCUCGUCGCCCCUCCACUCACACCCUGAGGAACCAGCUGACCAGGGAGGGGGGAUCCCUGCACCACAUGCUGCUGCUGCUCAACGGCACCAAGGAUUCUGAGUUCAGAAACCUUCAACUGAAAAAGAAGACCAAGAGUCUGGCCGCUGACGUUCGGACUCGUCUGCCGUUUCUACGGCGAAGGAAGAACAGCCCCUUUAUCCAUGGUAACAGUUUGGAGAAAGCUCUGAGAAACAACAGGCCAUCUGUGCAGCAGGUUCUCCGGUGGGCAGACAGUCUGGAGGCUCUGCUGACCAAUCAGUAUGGUCUGGCGGUGUUCCGUCACUUCCUGCGGUCAGAGUUCAGCGAGGAGAACCUGGACUUCUGGUUGGCUGUGGAGAGAUUUAAGAGGACACGCCCCCUCAGCAAACUCUCUGCCAGAGCUGCGAAAAUCUAUGACGAGUUUAUUUCUACUAACGCAGCGAGACAGGUCAAUGUGGACUCGUCCGUCAGAGAGUCAACCAAUCAGGGCCUGCGUCUGGGCGUCCACCCCGAGUCCUUCCAGCGGGCCCAGGACCAGGUCUUUGGCCUGAUGGAGACCGACAGUUACCAAAGAUUCCUCAAGUCCCGCCUCUACGCCCAGCUGGCCAAUCACAGCUCACAGAUGUCCAAUCAGUGCGGAGCGGGCAGCAUCGCUGUUGGCUAAUCGUGAGCGAGGAGGAGGAGGUGGAGUCAGUCUGAUUGGCUCAUCGGUUCAGACAACCAAUGAAAGAAACGCUGCAGAUGCAUUAUGAGAAAUGUUGUUUUUAAUCUUUUUAUAUUUUUAAAUAGACACAUUGAACUUUAGUAUUUUUUUUUAAUAAUCAGUUCAUAUAAUUAAUUUGUUUUACAGAUUUUAACUUUUUAUUCCAACAUGAGAAGCUUCUUCCUGUUCAUUCCCAUGAAACAGUGAGUCAGGAGGCAGAGCUUAUCAAACCAAAAUGUUUCUAACGUCACUACAUCGAGUCGUACGAACUUAUUUAUUGUCACUUUUAUUUUUCUCACGUUAAAGAGGAAGCUUAGUAUGUUUUUAUUUAGUUUCAUGUUUUUAAAUAAUUUUGUUCCAAACAUUGAUGUUUUGGUUGAAUAUGCUUUAGUCACAAUGUUUUUUCCAAUAAGCUAAUGUUAGCAUGCUAACAGGCUAAGCUAACGUAACUUCAGUUUUUGAAGUUUUGUAUUGAAACAACAUGUUUAUUCCCUAAAACCACUAAAAUCUCUCUGUACCUGUCUGGUUUAGGUCAUUGUUAAUAAUCAACACAUUUAUAUCCAACAUGUGAAUUAAUGACGUGAUGCUAAAUGUUAGCAUGUUAGCAUUUAGCUGCUGACUGCUCGACUCUAUUCAUAUUGUAAACGUUUGACAGAAUAAGUUUUCUGUAUUACAAGAUUAUUAAAAUGUUUGUGCUGAUGAAGAUAGAAGCAUUCUACAAUAAACGUUGGACUUUUGGUUAA